Messenger RNA from Amphimedon queenslandica, 935 nucleotides. Its product is annotated as zinc finger CCHC-type and RNA-binding motif-containing protein 1-like. The transcript has 6 exons. NCBI's taxonomy places the organism in Eukaryota, Metazoa, Porifera, Demospongiae, Haplosclerida, Niphatidae. The record is from RefSeq and is a predicted model, not a curated record. Gene Ontology annotation, biological process: mRNA splicing, via spliceosome. Gene Ontology annotation, molecular function: zinc ion binding; RNA binding. Gene Ontology annotation, cellular component: U12-type spliceosomal complex. Bases 103 to 792 code for a protein of 229 amino acids.
UAAUAACUAGUAAUAAUAACUAUUAAUAACUAGAGAUAUCUAGCUAUUGCUAGUUAUUAAUGAAAACAUGGCUACUGUUAGGAAGGAUAUGGAAAAUUGACAAUGAGUGGGGGACUGUGUCCUAGUAAAAGCACCGUGUAUGUCAGUAAUCUUCCGUAUUGUCUCACCAAUAAUGACCUACACAAAAUAUUUGAAAAAUUUGGAAAAAUUGGAAAGGUUACCGUAGUCAAAGAUAAGGAGAAGAGAGAGAGUAGAGGUGUGGCUUUUAUUCUGUUCAUUGACAAGAUGGCCGCCGCAAGGGCAGUACAGAUAAUGAAUGACAGGGAAAUGUUUGGAAGAACUUUAAAGUGUAGCAUUGCUAAAGACAAUGGACGAGCACCUGAAUUUAUAAAAAGGAAAAUUUAUAAAGAUAAAUCAUUCUGCUAUGAGUGUCGAGAAGGAGGCCAUUUAAGUUACCAGUGUCCUAAGAAUGCGUUAGGUGAUCGGGAACAACCUCAAACUAAAAAGAGAAAAAGAAAACAAUCUGAACGUGACAAGAGUGCUACAGAAGAGGUUGUUGAUGAAUAUGAUGAUGAUGAUAUAUCUCUGGGUGAAGCUAUAAGAAUCUCUCAAGAAGAACGAGAGAUUGAACCACGCCCACAGACUGAUGAUAAACCACGCCCACUUUUAAGUGACCCAUUAACAAUAGAACAGCAGCCAGUGAUGACGAGUGACCUGAUACAUCAAUAUGGCCGCCAGCGAAAAACCCUUAAGAAAGAUUCUUAUUUCUCUGAUGAAGAUGCUAGCGACUAAUCCUUUCACCCCCCCCCUCUCUCUCUCAUUCUUUGUAUCUUCUCUUCAUUUGCAAAUUAUUUAAUGUUUUACAUAAUAAAAAUAUAACCACAUGACACCACAACACAUCAAAUAUUGUUCCAUAGAGAGACUACACUACUCAA